AUUGUAGGUCAGGAUAUUGGAUAUUGGAGGUCACCAAGUGCGGUGCUUUUGAAUGUAGAAUGGAGGGCGCACAUGAUAAGUUCUUUAACGAUGUUUACAGUAUCCUGCGACAAUGGGAAUUCAUAAUCCUUCGUGUUCAGACGCUACUCUUAUGGAAGCGUAUUGUUCCAAGCUUUGUUUUUACUGCACUAGUAAACUUUGUGUUUUUACCAUUUGUGAGGAGCAAACUCAGUGGAUUGUUUCUUCUCUGCUUGGUGUUGUUUGUCAUUCUGUUGUGUAAAUUGUUAAAGCCACUGGUAGCAAAGGCUAAUACUGUUCUCAGUGUCAUAGGCCCUACAUCCGAUAGUAGUGCUUAGUAUACCUCCUGAUUGUUAUGCAUGGUACUUUGUAACAUUUACACUAAUUGCGUAACAUUUCUAAAAUAUUUAAUAUUAGAUAAAUUCAAUAAACAAUAAAUUAAUAAGACUGUUCUUAAUUAUUUUAGUUUUCAAUUUUUCCUCUGGCUCAUUCUCGGAACUUGUAUCUCUUUGCCUAAGAAAUGGAAACAUUAUGUCAACUGUUGAACUUAGCCGUUGGAUAUCCAAAGGCAUAUAUGGUGCACUCAUUAUCGUUAAUAAACUUGCACAUCGUCGAAAUCAUCCUCUUUCGUUUUUCAUUAUCUCAAGUACAAUCAGUAUUGGAUGCAUUGUACUCAGUAUGUAUAUAUCUGGUGUAACUUUGGCCUAUAUGAUUCUCAAUAUUUGCUUAACUCUACCAGCACUAAUACAUCAUAAUGUUAUAUCACGGAUAUGGAAUUUGAUAAAACCUAUUUUAAUUCGUAUUGAAGCUGAAUUCGAUAAAAAUGCUUUAGAAUCUCCUGAAGAACGUGAAGCCGGUGAACGUGAACUUUAUGAACCGAUUGUUGCAGCUGCAAAUGCUGCCAAUGCUAAUCUACGUCAUAAUGAAUUAGACAGAAAUGAAUUCAUUAAACCAGAGCCUGGUCAGACAGAUACAGACGAUUUAGACACAUCUGAAGCGGUAUUUAUCAAACAGUUUGUGUCAGAUAUCAGUUCAGAAGAAUUAGAUCGGUUGUUUUCUGAAGCGCUCGGUGAACAUGAAAAUAUAUCACAGAAUAGGCGGCGCCAGAAACCAGAUUUCAUUGAUUCUCGAAGAUUUAAUGACAUAAUUGAUGAUUCAUGUAUUAAACAAGAACCAUAUUCCCCGAGUUCAUGGGCAAUGGGAAGUGAGUACGCGACGGAUGAUGAUGAAAGCAGUGAUAUCAUGAAUGAGGUCGGUACAACUUCAUAUUUGCCAAAUAAAGAAAUAGAACAUGAGGAUUUUGUGUUUAUCAGAAAAAAAGAGGGAUGAAUAGGCCGAUUACUAUUGUCUUCAUUUCACUUUCAAAUAUUUCACCGACAUAUAUAUAUAUACAUUGCAUAUACUGCAUAUAAUCUAAAUCAUACACAUUUUCGCAUUCUUCAUUACCACUCAAUGAGUUAACUAAUCAACGAAUCUGUCAGUCAUAUCAAUCAAUGUAAGAAGAAGAAUUAACUAAGCGAAGGGAAAAUAUCACCACUGCAAACUGAAAUAACAAUCGAACAAUAUUCAUUUGUGUAAAUCUAUGUGUGUGUUUCACUAUUUUGCAUAUUGUGUAGGUGUGCGUGUGCGUGUAUGUCUUUUUUCUGUCUCCCUAUUCCUUUGUAUAUGCAUUUAGAUUAUCUCCUCUUGUGGCUUUUCUUUUAAGAACGGAAAUUUCAGAAGACUGAUAUCAGGGAACAAAAGAAUAUUCUCUUCGAUAGUCUCUUCAUCAUCAUUAGGUUAUACAGUUAUAUGAGUCAAUAAUAAUUAAAGAAUUAUUAACAAUAACUGAUGUUUUAUUUCAAUUUUGAUCAUGGACUACUCAUCAUUUGCUCUGCUGCUGCUGCUGCUG
Molecule: messenger RNA, 1909 nt
Organism: Trichobilharzia szidati
Lineage: Eukaryota; Metazoa; Platyhelminthes; Trematoda; Strigeidida; Schistosomatidae
Source: the annotation of a GenBank genome assembly